Lacerta agilis (Sand lizard) is the source of this 1457-nucleotide messenger RNA. Its product is annotated as ly6/PLAUR domain-containing protein 3-like. The transcript has 6 exons. The record is from RefSeq and is a predicted model, not a curated record. Lineage: Eukaryota; Metazoa; Chordata; Lepidosauria; Squamata; Lacertidae. Bases 112 to 984 code for a protein of 290 amino acids.
AGCGAGAUUUGUCUGAAAAUGGACAAAAUGGACAGAAGGAACUGGAAAUCCUAAAAGCAUCUCCUCCAGGAAACUGGUUCUUUGGCUCAGAGGGCCUCUCAGCUUCAGACCAUGGAACGUGUCACGUUGAGAUGGAGAGCUGCAACAGUUGUGCUGCAAGGACUGCUGGCGUUGAUCUUUCUUAUUUCAGGAAUUUCUGCCUUGAAGUGUCAUAGCUCCAGCACCGUGAAACUUACCACUCCGCACAAGGGCAACACCACAUCAACUACUUCCAUAGCAGGUGGCAUUAGAAACUGCUCCAGUGCAGAGAACGUUUGCACAGAUGCGCAACUUACAUUCACUAUAGAUAAAGACGUUUUGAUAAUGAGCCACAAAGGCUGCGCCAGCAAGGACCUUAUGGAUGGAACAAAACCAUUCACCUCUGGUGACCGACACUUUGCCAUCCAGUUUGACCAGAGCUACUGUUUUGGUGACCUUUGCAAUGCGAAAACGAGGGAAGUUUCCAAGACCCCUAUCAAGGACGAAGUAACGGGCUCCAACCAGUGUUACUCAGGCUUUGGUUGGGGUGGAAGCAUCAAGGGGACUAUGAAAUGCAGCAAAGACUACGACCGGUGCUACCAAGGCAGCAUGAACAUUACUAUUGCAAUAGAUGCAGGAGGAUUCAGCUCCGUGCCCAUGAUCAUCAGGACCUGCCAGCGCUCAUCCUGCGAUGUUAUAAAGAGCCAAUCCUUUGGCCCUAUAAAUAUCACCAGCGAGUCGGGGCCUUGCUGCUCUGGCAGCAAAUGCAAUUGGAAGGAUGAUGGCUUUUCAUUCAAUAUGAACAGCACUGCCAACCGAAACCUCUUUUCUGAUAAGGAUGAGGAUGAGGAUAAUAACCUUGGACAUGCAGAAGUACCUGUCACCCUGAAGUCAGGUUUCCAGGGGCUCAGCCUUCAACUGUGCCCUUUCCUGGCAGUCCUAGGAGCCACCGUCCUUGGGAUAUGAGGGUGAGGAAGGGGUUUGGGGAGUACCUGAACUGCUGGAACCUGCAUGUGGGAAGGAAGGAAGGAAGGAAGGAAGGAAGGAAGGAAGGAAGGAAGGGAGUGAGUGAGUUAGGGCUGUGAUGGGCUAUAGUUAGGGUUUUCAUAUUUCAAAUGGUGAAAAUCCAGACUUUUUGAGCUAAUCCUAUGGAUAAUUUGCUAAAACAGCACUGCCAACAUGGGCUGCCAUAACCCCGGAUUUCCCCAAACAUUUUGCAGAUUUCUGACAAGACACAGCUGCCGACUGUUGCCACAUGUGUGGCAACCCUAACUAUACCCAACUAAGUGCUACUCAGAGCACACCUACUGAAGUCAAUGCUUCAAUGGGUCUCACUCUCCAUAGGACUGGUUUUGGAGACAACUCAUAAACUACAUAUUCAAUAUAAUACAGUGGUACCUUGGGUUACAAACGCUUCAGGUUACAAACUCCACUAACCC